Molecule: messenger RNA, 3203 nt
Organism: Xyrauchen texanus (razorback sucker)
Lineage: Eukaryota; Metazoa; Chordata; Actinopteri; Cypriniformes; Catostomidae
Exons: 12
Coding region: 337-1284 (315 amino acids)
Source: RefSeq, a predicted model, not a curated record
ACUAAUAGAUUAUAUUUAUAAUUUAAUUCUAAUGGAUAUAGACUUUAUCAUCGUGCAAAAUAAUAUAUUGUGUGUCUGAUUUUUAUAUCUGAAGCCAAAUCAGAUCACAGAAGGUGUAGGCUAAUUAGUAAUAAUAAUGCAGCAGACAAAAGAAAAGCAUAUUUUAUGCUUUUAGUACAAAGGGUUCAUGAACUGCUUCUGUUUCAGUUUGGGUAUAUGCCAUUUCUGUGGAUUUUUAAAAAAGUGGGGUUGCAGCCUAACAGGUUAAAGAAGCAGGUCAAGUCUUCGAAUUGUUGCUAACCUCUAUAUUGAUAUGUUUUCUCCAGGUCAUUUUAAAUGGACAGCUUUGUCACUGACAAGUUAACUGAGUGGCGGCUGUCUGAGCUGAUUGAGAAUUUUAGAGAUGAAGACAUAGAUGAGGAAGCAUUUCUUCUUUUAGAUGAAGACACUAUCAAAAAUCUUGUCCCCAAAGUUGGCCCCAGGCUUAAAUUCCUGAGUCUCUUCAGAGAAUUUAAGGGUUCUAAUGCUCCGGCAGCUGCUGCGUCACCUCAACCUUCGACUUCUAAUGAAUCCAGAAACCAUGAUGCUGACCUCAUAUGCCCCCUGGAAGAAUCGGCAAAUCAGGUGUUGGUGUUAGAAGCAGUUCCACCACUUGAUAUCCGACAGGUUCUUUCUGCAGUGUCCAGUGGCAGAGAAAUAAUAAAUAAUCUUCAAGACACUGGAGUCAUCAAUAGAAAACAAAGGAUCACUCUGACACAAAUUCUGGUGUCUUUUUUGAUUGAGAGGUUUGGACAGAGGCCAUCCACAAGCAUAAAACAGGCCCUGGCGCUAUCAUUGGUGCAGACAUUCCCGGCCCUGAAUGAUAAUUCAGACAGUGGCUAUGACAUAUGGUACACAAAAGCCAGGAAGCUAAUCAAGGAUGGAGGAGUGAUACACUACCCAGCCACGGGCUUCUUCGAAGAAAGACUAAGGAAUGUCAGAAAGAGGUCAAACCGUGGGUCCACCCAACAAAUGCCUGAAGCCAGCCAAUCACGAAGGGCAUACAUACCAGCAAACAGAAAAAAGUGUGACAUAAGGAAAACUGGGGGAGGGCCACCUCCUCCAGAAUACACUGUGGCGGAGGAGUUGGCACUGAGUAACAACAAGGGGCGGCCGAUUAUGGAUGGGAUUGCAAGUGCUGUACAGUCUGACCCUGGUGCUGGCUCCUCUAAGCAAGUGACACUGGUAGAGGGAAAUACAGUGUCCCUGUUGAAGCCAGCACACAGUCUCCUGCACAGAGGGUGAACCAAAUGAUGAAGACACUCUGUCUGUGUCUUCAGAGACAGUUGCUGAGGAUUUUUCACAACCUGCCCCAGAAACUGAAGCCUCUACCUCAAUGGGCUUCAGAAGGAAUGUGAACAAGGUGGAAACAGACUCAGUCAGGGCCCUUUACAAAAGGAGUCUAGAACUAGACUGUUCACUGAAGGAGCUGGACUGUGAGCUGAGGAGGCUCCAAAUUAAAAAAAAUAAAUUGGAGAUCAAACAGCUGGAAAAAACAGAUCUCACCACAUGACCAAUAAAACAGUUUGAGACCUAUCAGCAGUGUCAGUGUGCUUUUAAGUAAAAUAUUGUGUUGUGAUUGCAUCUCUGACAGCUGCGCCAGCUGGGUGGUCAAUUGUGAUGGGGUCAAUUUCAUCAGGAAGAAGCUGGUUUUGUGGUGGUACUCGCUCCUUUCUGAUAGUGGCUAUAUUGUGCAGAAUGGCACAUGCAGCCACUAUCUGUGAUGCCCGCUCUGGUGACACUCUUAAACGCCUAAGGCAGUUGAAACGUGCCUUUAGGAUGCCAAAGGUCAUCUCGAUCUUGACCCUGGUUUAGCAAAAACCUCUGGCAUGCAUAACCUCGAUCUCCUACCAACAGGCCAUCAAAAAGCCCUGUCAUAGAACAGAAAAGGGAAAAAUUGUGUAAGCUUUUCAAAUUAAAACUUUAAAGUGUACUGUACCAAUUUUAACUUGCCUUCCUCAAAGCGCUGACACAAAAUAGACUCACGGAAAAUUCGUGAGUCAUGCACUGAGCCAGGCCAUUUGGCAUCCAAACUUGUGAUCAUGCAUUCAUGAUCACAAGUCAUCUGCAGAUGAAAUGUACAGUAAAUAAUUGUCCUAUCUGUUAGUUACUUAUUUAAAGAUUGAUCUCAAUGCAAAUAAAAAUAACUUCACAUUUUUCAAAUACCUGAACAUUAAGGCUGUGAAAGGACUUUCUGUUCACAUAAUCUGCCUCAUGUUCUAGCAGGGACGGACUGACAAUCUGUGCGUUCGGGAAAAGUCCAGAACGGCCGUCCAACCGAGGGCCGUCCGUCGGCACAAAAAAAAGUAUAAUAAAGCAAUAUGAACAGCCAACAGUAGGGACACUAAUACGAUCACUUAUAUGCAACGUGUAAAAAAAAAAAACUGAGGAAGAAGAGUCGGCCUACUAGCCAGUUUGUGAUUCGUCCCCGGCCGCAGUCAGAUUUGUAAUGGAAGCAGGUCAGUUUAGAAAAAUGUACAGUUUUGUACAUGAGCUGCAGCCAGGACGAAAUGAACCCAUUCGCACGUACGUACGAUCACACACACACACACACACACACACACACACACACACACACACACACACACACACACACACACACACACACACACACACACACACACACACACACCAGUGUGAUUAGCUGCUAAUAUUAAAUGUGCUUUCGCGCGUUGGCUGGCGCUGAACCAGAGACGGACGCGCUCAGCGCUGUCAUAUCACAACUUAGUUUUCAGUGUUUUCAACCACAUAAUGUUUUCACGCAGUUAGACACCCCUUAUGGCCCUGAUGGGUGCAUCUGAACAGGGAGCUGUUGAUUUCUGCAAAUCACACUAGGCUGCAGGUAGUACCAGAGGAGACAGAUUUUUUUUUUUUAAUUACCUGCUUCAUGUAGUUCUACUUGAACACAGGGUCGGUUUCAGCAAAUAUGACAGAAAGUUAGUUUUAUAAGGCCUACUACACUUUUAAAUUUGCUUACAUUAUAUUUGAAUAGUUAUAAGUUAUAGUAGGCCUAUAUAGUAACUAUAUGUUUUAUAAUUACAAGUUUGUGUAAUUUGAGGUUUCUGUAGCCAGUGACAUUUAAUUACUUGUAUUUUAUUUUCAAUGCAGAUGUGAUUGUAUUGUACAUUUUUUGUUUUUAUUUGAAGGCUGAGGCUUCAUUAAUA